This is a messenger RNA of Symbiodinium natans, 837 nucleotides long. Lineage: Eukaryota; Dinophyceae; Suessiales; Symbiodiniaceae. The record is from the annotation of a GenBank genome assembly.
AUGGACACACAGAGCCACCGACUCCGGCGUCUGGCCCUGGCGCGCGGCCUCCGGGCAAGCCCCGCGGAGGCUGCCGCCGCUGGGGCCGUUGAGAUGGCAACUGCCAUCCUCGGGGAGGUGACGCAGAUGAAGAAGACAAAGGCUGCCGCAGCGGCUGGGGAUGAGGAUCCCAUCCACGCCAUGCUGGAGCUCGGAGUCUUCUUGUUGGCCAGCCUAGUCAAGGAUGCGCGGUCGGCCACACUGCCCAAACUGGGCGGGGCUGACUUCCAGGAAGCCGCCAGACACGUGUGGGACAACAAGCAAGAUCAUCCCCAGAUCAUCGCUGCACUUUGUUACGUGUUGCAGGCGCUGUCCUUGAAGCUGACAAAGUGGCAGGUCCAGCUCAGCGAUGGCGGAGAGUGGUCCGACUUGGCAGCGGAGCAGCAGCUGGCCUUGCGCAAAGCCACUGAAAAAGGCGAGAAAGUGGUGCACUUCCGUGCCCGCGGCUUCCCCUACGAGAUCGACCUGAAAGAGAUGACCCAGAAGAACCUCAAGACCGGCACGAGCCGGACCAUCCAGGAGGUGGAGGUCUCGAUUGGUGCCCUGGCCGGGGAUGCUGGGGGUGAGGAGGAGGUGGAAGCCGAGAAGCCCUACAAGUGGCAGGUCUCCAACGGCAAAGGUGGCUGGUGGGACUUCCCUGAGGAUGUGGACACCAAGUUGAAGGAAGCGAGAGCAGCCGGCAUCUCCGUGGUCAAAUGCACGAUCAGGGGCCAGCAUUACGAAGUGGACAUCGUGAACAUGCACCAGAAGAACUGCAAAGUCGGUACGCGCCGUGAGAUCCGAACUCUCGAGCUGUAG